CUUCACUUAGCACAUGUUCGUUUUGGGGGGCCAAGGCCGCGUCGCGUUUCUUGAGUCCAUCCAUUCAUCAAGACAUUGCACCAUUUUAAUCGUCGACGGCCUGCGCAGGCAUGGCCAGUCCAUCAGAUGACGGUCUAGCAGAAGUCCUAUCAAAUAUGCCAGAUUUCUCUGCACCUGCAUUUUCUUCCGCAGGCCAACGCAAGUUUCGUCUUCAACUCCUCCUCGAUAACAAGGAAAAGCAGCUACAACAGGCCGGAACCCUUGGUCAGCGGGUUCUUGCACAGCAGAUAGAGCUCGAAGAGAAGAUAAGACAGCUCCAGGAAUUUGAUGCAGAACGUGCAGAAGACGAGGAACUAGAUACUGACGCGCGCGAACGUUAUCGCGAACUAGCGGAAACCAUCGCUGCAUGGGACGCAGAGAACGCGCAGCUAUCCAGCGCCUUUGGCCAAAAACGUCCUCCUACCCAGCAAGCAUCUCCGGCCCUACCAAUCAAUGAUCUUCCUCGAGAGGAGCCCGAGCGCUCCAAAGCUUCAGCUUCAUCUGCUGCCCAGUCUCGUCGUGCCAAAAACGCUGCCCAUCGAGCAGACGAUGUCGAAUUUGCGUUCGAGAUCGGAAGCGGACUCCUUACCGAAGUGCGACGACUCCAGAGCCUUCUCGGCGAGCGUGACAAAGCCAUCCAAGACAUGAAGGAGGAGAAAGACGACCUCGAAAAAACCGUCGAGUCUCUACGUACCGCGCUUCGAUCGCAAGAACAGAGUUCAGACAAGUUCAAAGAAGAAAACUGGAACCUCGAAGUUACUCUUCAAGAAGUUCGUACCCAGUAUUCAGACUCACAGUCAACAAUCGUGCGCCUCGAAGGCGAGCACAAGCGGGUCACGAAGCAGCUCAACAACACACGAGAAGCAGCAGACCAGUACAAGAACGAAUUACAGCGUGUCCAAACUGCAUACGAUGAUAUGAAAGCUAAGCACGAGACAGACGUGGCACAGGCGCGUAAGCAUGCUGCGGGUCUACAGCGCGACAAGUCAGACUUGCAGUCCGCGCUUGAUGCACUGAAGGCGGAAGUAGAGAAAUCAAGCCGUCGCCUCGGUCCACGAUUCGGGAGUCCACUCACACCUGGCACAACCCAGUGCAAAGAAUACUCGACCCCUGCUGUGGAGGAUGAUGAUGUCUUUACCUCAGCAAGCACCAACAACAGGCGGAAAAUGGACACUUCGGCUGUGUUCCAGCCUGACGCAUUCGAGGAUCUUGUAGACAUUUCCCCUGACCCGUCACCAUCACGCCCAUUCCAUGCGAGCAACCACCCCAAUAACGAGAUUGAGGCCCUCCAGCAGCGGCUUGCCCACGCUCAGAGGCAGAUCAGCACCCUCAAGGGCAGUUUGCAUCGCGAGAAGGAGAUGCGAAUGGAGUAUAAGCGCAAACUAGAAUCUUCCUCUGGGUAUGCACAUGAUGAAAAUGAACCACCAGAAGAUGAGACGAAUGACGACGACGAGCCUGAGACCAAGCAUCCUCGCCGGCUGACGCCAUACCGUUCCGGUGGUGGCAGAGCCAGAGGCAGGAGAGGCAGGGGAAGGUCCUCCCUUGUCACUAGGCUCGGCAUGGCAGCUCAAAGCCCUAGUCUUACAUCUGAUUACAAUGCCUCUCCUCCCCCGCCUGUACCGCCUUUCCCCGACUUCACCGACGACAUUCUUUCCGAAGAGGGUAACGCGGAGGGCGAGCCGGAAGAGCAAAACCUUGAGUCCUUACAUUCCGCCUCCUCGAAGCGAACAAGCGUUGACGGUAUGGACCCCAUGUUUGCCAAUAUCCUCCGCAAGUCUGCAUCCUACAGCGCGCUCCCAAACCAAUCUAGCCCGCUUCGCCAUUCCCUGCUGGUCCGCUCCUCGCCUCGCGGCAUUGGGCGUGGUGGAGCCCCACAAAGACGCACUCGUGGCGGUGCUGCUUUCCAGGAGGCCAGACCCGCGUCCCUUGUUGGGGAACCUGAGGCUUUGUCUGCAGAGCUCGGUAUUGGCAUGUCAUCUGUUACUGAAGAUGUUGAAGUGAAAGCCACCGCUGAAAUGGCGUGUCAGACUGACUUCGAGGACGUGACGGUGCUCGUACCCUCGCCUUCUUCCCCAGCGAAUGACAUGGGUGUGCAAGUCGAGCAGGCCCUUGAACCCGUGCCAGCAUCCCCUACCACUUCUGAAAUGUCGUGCCAGACUGACGAGGAGUUCUCUGUGGUACACAUGGAAACAGCUGUGCAGCAUGAGCCUGCUUCUCCUGUUGCAUCCCGUACAAGCUUCUACAGAAUGCAACCCCCCGAUCGCGUUUUCGUCGCACGAAGCUCGAUGAGGCGCACGACGCUCACGCAGUCUGAUUUCUCUCGCUCUUCCGAGGGUGACAACACCUUACGCGGUGGCGUCCCUGGUGAAGCUAACGGCCGGCGACCCAUUCCAGGUGGUUUCACCUCUGAGGAGGAGAGCGACAUCGAUGUUGAUAUUGAUGAUGGAGCAACAGAGACCGGUAUAGAAACAGACACAGAUGUGGAGGAUUACCACGACGCGCGGGGGAGUCUUGCCACAGAGUCACGGGAGGACUUCCACUCUGUGUUGACGAUGACAGAUAACGACUUUUCGGAGAGUGAUGAUGAGAGCAUCAAGGCGCUAGUAAACUCAAGGCGGUCGUCAAUAUCGUCUGCGACGCAACGUCGGGAGUUACGCCAUCGUGACACAACUACCUACGAGGAGAAGGGUGUUGGUAUGGAUAGCAUUGAAGAGCCGAAGGUCAUGGUAACCGAGCCCUUCAAGCCAGAAUUGAAGGAAAUGUCUGUUCAAACGGAUACAUUUACUGGUUCACCUGUCAUUACAAGCUGGCAAGACACUUCUGCGUCAUCCAUGACCCCGACUCCCACUCCCGCACCCUCUGUCCCUGCAUCCCCCGCUCUCUUUCGAGUGGGCACGGCAGUGCAACAGUUCCAGUUCGUCCCUGCACCCGCCGUUGCAGCGCCCGCUUCUCCUUCCCCCUCUACUAUUCGCGACUCUAGUCUCAGUACUGCAAGCUUCGGCAUCAUCCGUUCUAUUACCUCCAAUGCAGAUCAUCGACAGUCAGUUGAGUCUGCAGUCUCUUCUGGCGCCGACGAUGGAACUCGUCGUUCAAGGACUACUUCUGUUGUACCCUCUAUUGUAGACAAGACUCGUCCCCCUAUGAUGGCCUUGCCACCACCACCUCGCCAGCCACCUCCAUCUGGCACCAUGGCACCCCCUCCUUUUAUCCCGGAACGGAGAAUAGCCACUACGUCCUCGACAUCGGACGCGCCGCCACCUCGUCCAUCUUCCCCGCCACCUCCAGAACUUGUACAGCGUGCCACCACACCAACAUUUGGCACAAUGCUCUCUGUACAUGGCAGGGGGAGUGCUUACGGUUCAAGGCAGCAUGGCUCGAGCAUGCCCCCGCCCCAAUCAAAUUUGCGGCAGCCGCCAUCCACGAGUAGCUUCCGGUCUGCUGCUGCCAAUGCUGCGGCGUAUGCACAAAACUCGGUUCCGCUGUCUGGCUUACCAUCAUGGGGUGUACACGAGCAACAGAGACGGGAGAUGUCGAGCACAUCCCUGGCGUCGGAUAGAAGCGCGCUUUCACCACGGUCGUCCAUGUCUUCGGACCACAAUGUCUUUUUAAACCGCACACCUGGUGCCAGCAUGCCCAUUACCUCUGCCAAGAAUGUCGAACAGCAUAAUGAUAACAGACAUAGUAUGUCAACAGACCCUGCUGUCAUCCAUGCGAUCACCCAGACCAUGAUCGGCGAGUUCUUGUACAAAUAUACACGGCGCACCAUUGGCAAGGGUCAUGGAGAGAAAAGACACAAGCGAUUCUUCUGGGUGCAUCCGUAUACCAAAACUUUGUACUGGAGCUCUGCUGACCCUGGAUCAUCACACGUUUCAGAGUCGAGUGCCAAGAGUGCUUAUAUUGAAGGUGUUCGCUCUGUCCUAGAUCCCAAUCCUAUGCCUCCUGGAUUAUACCAGUACAGCGUCGUGAUAUCCACAGCCCAGAGAGAAAUGAAGAUUACUGCUCCUACCAAGGAGCGCCACGACAUUUGGCUCAAUGCUUUGAAAUACCUGCUUGCUCGUCCCAGCCCUGUGAUGACACCCUCAGCCAGUCAGAAUGAAAAUACGGCCGCCAUGAGUCCCAUGUCUCAAAGUGCAGAGCUCACGGAUGAGGAUCACCGUCAUUUGAAUGAUACAAGCCCCAAAAGUCAACGAAGUGGCCAAAGCAGCCAGAACGGUGGCGCUUUCAGCACCACGCCGCGGGGCAGCCGGAGUAGAUCACAAAUUUCUGUUCGAGGGUCCGUAGGCAAAAGGUCUGGAACGCCAGCCGCAGAAUACCUCCGAUGGGCAGCGCCCGAGAGCCCGUACAGUCCCGCGAGGUCCUUCGAACGAGUAACGGGUCAUGGCCAAGACGAUGACGACCUUGAGUUUGAACUCCAUGGCCAAUCUCAGUCGGACGACGGGUUCGAGGGCUUGGAAAAUGUGCGCGCUUGUUGUGAUGGACGUCAUACUGUCGGUCAUUCUGAUCAUCACCACCACCCCCACAAUGGUGACCACCUCGAAGUUAGUGCUCCCGCCCGGCCGGUGUCUCCUGCCUGGUCGCUUCGAUCACGAACGGGGAGUGCACAUUCUCGUGAUACGGGCGGAUUGCUUUCAUGGGGCCGAGGGGAUGAUGGGAAACUUCGCUUUGGCUCUCGACGAUCCACAAAGACUGUACCUAACGCUGUUGGUGAUCGGUAG
Suillus bovinus is the source of this 4754-nucleotide messenger RNA. Its product is annotated as coiled-coil protein. Gene Ontology annotation, cellular component: mitochondrion; cell cortex. Bases 111 to 4754 code for a protein of 1547 amino acids. The transcript is spliced from 7 exons. The record is from RefSeq and is a predicted model, not a curated record. NCBI's taxonomy places the organism in Eukaryota, Fungi, Basidiomycota, Agaricomycetes, Boletales, Suillaceae. Gene Ontology annotation, molecular function: phospholipid binding; tubulin binding. Gene Ontology annotation, biological process: dynein-driven meiotic oscillatory nuclear movement; establishment of mitochondrion localization; maintenance of protein location in cell cortex.